This is a messenger RNA of Polistes canadensis, 2580 nucleotides long. It is a transcript of the gene SCaMC, whose product is annotated as calcium-binding mitochondrial carrier protein SCaMC-2-A. The transcript has 9 exons. Gene Ontology annotation, biological process: transmembrane transport. The coding region runs from base 655 to 2112 and encodes 485 amino acids. Gene Ontology annotation, cellular component: mitochondrial inner membrane. The record is from RefSeq and is a predicted model, not a curated record. Lineage: Eukaryota; Metazoa; Arthropoda; Insecta; Hymenoptera; Vespidae. Gene Ontology annotation, molecular function: ATP transmembrane transporter activity; calcium ion binding.
AAAAAGGUGUGACUACUGAUUGGCCGCAUCAUUGGUAAGUGGCGCUAAAACCGUCGCUUGGAAUUGUUCGAUCGACGCGACUAUUAUUAAAUUAAACCGCAAGAUCUUUUCCAAAAGGAUGCUUUUUGAGAAGAAAAAGCAACUAACAAUAAGAGAAAUAAGGCGUGGAGAGUAUUCUGCACCGUGAAGAGAGAAACGUUCGACAGAUUUAACACAUCCUCUCUCCCUCCCUUCCAACGUCGAUCGUUUUUGCUGGAAGCGAAGAAAGAAAGGGGGAAGACAAGGGAAGGCACCGGUCGUCGCAGUGCGGCGGAUAUAUCACGCGAGUCGUGACAGAUCGGAGAAUCGUUUCUCGAGUAAUACUAUUAACAAAAAUGCCAGAGGAAGAGGGUGCGUCCUAAAUGUGAUUUUUUGUGUGCGGCUGAUUCUGCAUGCGAUGCCCCGACCAAUAAAUAUAAUAAACGACCAGGACUAUACUAACAUCGAGUACACUAGUAUAUGCAAGGGUAUUGUCAUAUUUGUCGAUAAGAUUAGGAACAUUAAUGCGUUUGUGCAUUUUCACCUUUGAGCUAUUUUCUUAUCGGAAAAGUCCAAUAAACGUUUCCGACGCGAACAAAGUUCGUGCGAGAAACGUAAUCGUUGUUUAAAUGUUGUAUGAAUAAUCGCGUAAGCGGAAAAAUGCCCGCGUCUCGUGGAGGCAUGGUGCAUGGUGUUAUGCCACCGCACUACCUCCACGAGUUGCCGGCACAAGACGAGGAACGGCUCGAAAAUAUAUUCAAAAAGCUCGAUCUCGAUGGAAACGGCAGAAUCGACGUGCACGACCUUUCAAAAGCGCUUCACGAGGUCGGUGUCCACAAGCGGUACGCUGAGAAAUUCCUUGCUAGAUCGGAUAGUACAAAAAGCGGUGACAUCAGCUUGGCAGAAUUUAUACAUUAUGUUCGCGAGCAUGAAAAAAAUCUUCGUCUUCAAUUUUCUGAUCUUGACAAAAAUAGAGACGGCAAGAUCGAUCUUGAAGAGUUGAUAAGAGCAUUUAAGGACUUAGGAAUAGAAAUGGAUCGUGGCGAGGCAACCAAGUUGCUACAACGAAUGGAUAAAGAUGGAAGCCUUAAUAUAAGUUUCAACGAAUGGCGAGAUUUCCUCUUGUAUGCACCGAGCACCAAUAUCCAUGAACUUAUACAAUAUUGGCGACAUUCUACUUACAUGGAUAUCGGAGAGGAUAUGGGAGUUCCCGAUGAUUUCACGAACAGUGAAAUGGUCUCAGGAAUGUGGUGGCGACAUUUGUUAGCUGGUGGUAUCGCUGGUGGAGUUUCACGAACAUGCACAGCACCUUUGGAUAGGAUUAAAGUUUACCUCCAGGUUCAUGGAACACGGCAUUGUAACAUUAGCAGUUGCUUCAGGUACAUGUUACGCGAAGGUGGUGUUACAAGUUUGUGGAGAGGGAACGGUAUAAACGUACUUAAAAUAGGACCAGAGACUGCCCUAAAGUUCAUGGCCUACGAACAAGUAAAGAGAGCUAUCAAAGGCAAUGACACUAGAGAACUUGGACUCUACGAGAGAUUCGUGGCUGGAUCUAUGGCCGGUGGUAUUAGUCAAUCUGCUAUAUAUCCUCUUGAGGUACUCAAAACGAGACUGGCCCUUCGGAAAACGGGUGAGUUCUCGAGUAUAAUCGAUGCAGCGAAUAAGAUAUACAAGCAAGGUGGUUGGAAAUCUUUUUAUAGAGGCUACAUUCCCAAUUUAAUUGGAAUUCUUCCUUAUGCCGGAAUUGAUUUGGCUGUAUACGAAACACUAAAAAAUAGUUAUUUACGAACGCAUAUGAAAAACGAGCAACCAGCUUUUUGGGUGCUUUUGUUGUGUGGUACAGCCUCCAGCACUGCAGGUCAAGUGUGCUCGUAUCCGUUAGCUCUAGUCAGAACUAAAUUACAAGCCGAAAUAUCAACGGGAAGUGACGCGAAUACCAUGAUCGGAGUUUUCAAAGAUAUUCUCAAGAGAGAGGGUAUUCGCGGUUUGUAUCGAGGAAUAACUCCGAAUUUUCUUAAGGUAGCUCCGGCUGUAUCGAUUAGUUAUGUAGUAUACGAGCAUUUCAGACAGGCACUUGGUGUUAACAUGACGUGAUAAAUAUACACACUAGGAGAUAUUAAUUUAAUUAAAUUAUUCCCUAAUUAUAAUCGUGUAAGAGAUAUUUCGGUAAAAGUUCGAAUGACCAUCGGAUUUGCACCUUGUGUAAUUUACCGUUACCGGUCUCUAUCUAUUUAUCUAUCUAUUUCUCUCUCUCUCUCUCUCUCUCUCUCUCUCUCUCUCUCUCGCUCAUUUUCACUUACAUUGCUUAUUUAUUAAAAACUCGAAGCUUCUCCGUCACACAGGUUAUUCAAGAAUUAUUGAAAACGAAGAAAAGGAAAAUGAAACGUUAGUCAAACGUGCAACUAUUGAAUAAUAAAAAUAUAAAAGCUGACGGAAACGAUAGAAAAAGAAAAACAGAAAAAUAUAGUUGACAAUACAAGUGGAAAUUGCUGUAGGGAGUGGUGCAUUUGUAAUACGUUAUUUAUCUUAAAACAAAGAGGCAAGUCAAAUACUUUUUUUUUU